This is a messenger RNA of Cornus florida, 1023 nucleotides long. RefSeq lists its product as uncharacterized. The transcript has 2 exons. The record is from RefSeq and is a predicted model, not a curated record. The coding region runs from base 1 to 1023 and encodes 340 amino acids. NCBI's taxonomy places the organism in Eukaryota, Viridiplantae, Streptophyta, Magnoliopsida, Cornales, Cornaceae.
AUGGCUUUGAAUACUAACAAUGAUCCUAUGAUGUGCAAAUGCUUCCCUACGAGCUUGGAUAGACCAGCUCUCAAUUGGUUCAAGAAUCUGGCUCAGGGCUCAAUCACUAGUUUCCAGGACUUGUGCGAUAAGUUCAUAAGCCAGUACUAUGGGAAUAAACGUCCGGCUAAGGAUGUAUCAAGCCUUUUCACAAUGAAGCAGCACGAGGAUGAACGGCUCCAAACUUUUCUCACCCGGUUCAACCUCGUUAAAAGCAUGGUAAUGGAGUGUCAUCCGUCCACAGCGGUCCAAGCAUUUAAACUCGCAAUGAACCGGGGGACGCUGUUCCAUACCAGCUUGGUGGUUAAUACGCCGAAGACCAUAGACGAGCUGUACGAGAGAACUGACGGUUUUGUUCGUCUUGAGGAGGAAGAAACAGCUAAUUCAAGGAAGACGUCAAUUAUUUCGACGGAAAAGAAGUCCAAAGCCAAGAUCCGGCAAAAAAAAGCUCAGCCGCAACGUCAUACCUCAUGGAAAGCGAAAAAAAGGCCUAGGGAGGAGGAAUCAGUAACUCCACUCAGAGUCACUUUAGCAAGGCUAUACCAAGAAAACAAAGAUAAGAACCUAAGGAAGCAGGUAGAGAUGCUAAUAACAAAGGGGGAAUUUGUAAGCUAUGUUCAAGGUCUGGCGCAAGAGCAGAAUCGACCGGCUGAACAGAUCAAGCGGAAUCAGAGGCCGAACCAAUACAACUCUCAGCCUGUUCGGAUUAUAAAUGCAAUUCAUGGACGACCUGAACAAACGACGGAGUCAGAGGAGUUGCUCAGAACGCGGUUACGUCAGGCCCAGCUGAAAAGAAGGAUUGGUAGUGUGCAUGCUUUGCACCAGCAGAACGCAUCCACGCCGAUAAAGUUCGACAGAACAGACCUGCUACGCGUUCAGAUUCCUCAUGAAGAUCCAUUAGUUGUCAGUCUGACGGUUGCAGAAUGCCUGGUUCGAAGAGUUUUGAUUGAUCCAGGAAGUAGUGCAAAUGUCAUGCCAGGGUGA